This is a messenger RNA of Nematolebias whitei (Rio pearlfish), 1018 nucleotides long. RefSeq names its product tumor protein, translationally-controlled 1 (gene tpt1). The transcript is spliced from 6 exons. Gene Ontology annotation, molecular function: calcium ion binding. Bases 80 to 592 code for a protein of 170 amino acids. Gene Ontology annotation, cellular component: cytoplasm. The record is from RefSeq and is a predicted model, not a curated record. Lineage: Eukaryota; Metazoa; Chordata; Actinopteri; Cyprinodontiformes; Rivulidae.
GGUCUUUUUUCCUCUGCCGUGCUGUUAGGGCGGUUGGCCUGCUCUCUGUCUCGGGAAGAUUUAACACCUAAGCAGCAAAAUGAUCAUCUACAAGUGCCUCAUCAGCAACGAUGAGAUGUUCUCCGACACCUUCAAAGUUAAAGAGUCAGAAAGUGGCAUUUUCUACGAAGUUGAAGGCAAGACCGUCACCAGGACAGAAGGGUUUGAUGACGCUUUAAUAUCGGCCAAUGCCUCUGCCGAAGAAGCCAUCGAGUCCAACGAGUCGGCCUCGGUCUCCGGAGUGGACAUCAUCCUCAACCACAAGCUGCAGGAGACGGGCUUUGACAAGAAGCAGUACAUAGCUUACGUCAAAGACUACGUUAAAGCCAUCAAGGCCAAGCUGCAAGAGACCAACCCCAACAGAGUGGACAGCUUCAUGACUGAAGUCCAACCAGAAGUUAAGAGGAUCAUUGGAAACAUCAAGAACUACCAGUUUUUCACAGGAGAGUCCAUGAACCCUGAGGGCAUGGUGGGUCUGCUGGACUACCGUGAGGAUGGCAUCACACCAUACAUGCUUUUCUUCAAGGACGGUCUGCUGGUUGAGAAAUGUUAACUUGGAUCAACAUCUGCUGUUCAUUUGACUGCUGCUUCCCAAAACAACCCUGAGGGAGACCUGCUCUGCAUCAUGUCUGAACGAAUACUGUCCUGUCCACACUGUGGCCUGUUACACAACUGAGGAAACUGUCAUUUGGUCACUCAAUAGUUUUUAACUUUUUUUUUCGUCUUUUGCCGUUUUGUUUUUUCUUUUGGGCCAGUCAGUGUUCAUAAUGAAAACGAAAAGGCAGGACGGGAAUCGAACCUGUGACUCCGGCUGCUGCAAAGUAUUUUUUUUUGCGUUUGCAUACCAUUUUAGCAACACAAAUUAUACAGUUGAACAUCCCCAACCACCUUCAUGCUCGGGUUCAUGGUUGCAAUAAAUGAGUCCAUCUCCAGUGCAAAGACUUUUGGUUCAAUUUGAAAAUAAAGUGUCUACUUUAAA